ACUCAAACCAAAACAAGAAAACAUACACAAAUAGCAAAACAUGGCUAACAAGCUCUUCCUCGUCUGCGCAACUCUCGCCCUCUGCUUCCUCCUCACCAACGCUUCCAUCUACCGCACCGUUGUCGAAUUCGAAGAAGAUGACGCCAGCAACCCCGUAGGUCCAAGACAGAGAUGCCAGAAGGAGUUUCAGCAAUCACAACACCUAAGAGCUUGCCAGAGAUGGAUGAGCAAGCAAAUGAGGCAAGGACGUGGUGGUGGUCCUUCCCUCGACGAUGAGUUCGAUUUCGAGGGCCCCCAGCAGGGAUACCAGCUACUCCAGCAGUGCUGCAACGAGCUUCGCCAGGAAGAGCCAGUUUGCGUUUGCCCCACCUUGAAACAAGCUGCCAGGGCAGUUAGCCUCCAGGGACAGCACGGACCAUUCCAAUCCAGGAAAAUUUACCAGUCAGCUAAGUACUUGCCUAACAUUUGCAAGAUCCAGCAAGUUGGUGAAUGUCCCUUCCAGACCACCAUCCCUUUCUUCCCUCCUUACUACUAGAGUCCAAGCCCGGCCUAGCACGAUGAUCAUGAGUGUUGCUAUUGAUGUAUGUUAAUACUAUACACAGUCAUCGUGUGUGUUUUAUAAAACUGUAAGCUUAGGAUGUUUGAGGCUAAUGUAAUUAGCACUACACCGUAAUAAAUGAGAGGUUUACUUUAUGUUUUAAUAAUGUUCUUACCCUUGCUGCUCUCUAAACUGUAAUGGCGUACGGUUAGCUAAACUAAAGUAAAAAU
Messenger RNA from Arabidopsis thaliana (thale cress), 768 nucleotides. RefSeq names its product seed storage albumin 3 (gene SESA3). Gene Ontology annotation, molecular function: nutrient reservoir activity. The coding region runs from base 41 to 535 and encodes 164 amino acids. The record is from RefSeq and is marked reviewed. The transcript has a single exon. NCBI's taxonomy places the organism in Eukaryota, Viridiplantae, Streptophyta, Magnoliopsida, Brassicales, Brassicaceae.